AUGAAGUUGAGAAGGACAUUAAAGUUCCACAGUUUGAGACGGGGGAAAGUCCGCCAAACAUGGAACAAGUACAACCUCUACAACCUGUCCAAGGUUGAACGAACAAUACCAAACUACAUCCAGAGGACCUUUUUCCAGCAGAAAUGGAACGCAAAGGCCCUGACGCGUGCCUACCACGGCGAGCAUAUCAAGGAGCGCAAGUGGGAGCGCAUGUUCAACCGCCGCAUGCUCUCCGUCGUCAACAUGGACCCCGUCUACAUGGCCCACAACGACGGCUCCGAGCAGGCCGCAGGUAGGGGUUCCGGAAAGGACAAGCCCAGUUUCGAGGACGUCACGCCCUGGCAUGAGCGCGGCCAGGUCAUCAACAAGAGAGCCAAGGCCGGCUUCCCUGCGAAGCCCGACCUGGACCUGGUUGAGCUCGAACAAAGUCGGGACAUCUCCCGGAAGGAGACAAACCUGCAACAGUUCAAGGGCCAGACCCCGUACAUGAAUAUGGCCUACGCUCCGCUGGAGAGGAGGAUCGACGUGGCAAUUUUCAGAGCUUUAUUUGCUAGCAGUACGCGACAAGCGAGGCAGUUUGUCGUUCAUGGUGCGGUCAAAGUCAACGGCCAAGUGAUGACACAUCCAAGCUACCUCCUUAACCCCGGUGACAUGUUCCAAAUCAACCCCGAAUUCGUACUUCUCGCGACUGGCAAGAAGAAGCCACCGCCACCACCCAAGGUUCCCAAGAAAAGCCGCAAGGCUGCCGCAUCUUCAGAAGAGGCGGCAGGUGAAGAAGAAGCUGAAGGUGAAGAGGCUGCCGCCGAGGGCGAGGGCGAAGGCGAAGUCGACGAAGUAGCCCCCGAGGAUAGGACACCAGACCUCGAUGCACUCGAGGCAAGACUCGCAAAGAAUGAAGCAUAUAAAGAAGGCGCAACCCCUACCGAGGCUCAGCCAAACGCACCAGGCAAUAUCCCCCGCGUGUUGAGGUUCCUGUCGAAGCAGGCCAAGGAAAUCCUCGAGCAGCAGAAGGGCGACUUGCAGGUCAAGAAGAAGCGCAAAUUCCGUAACUUCAUCAAGAUGUCCCGCGCGGCGCUCUCAAAGGCAGGCCGUGACGGGGGCGAGGCAGAGGUCGCAUCCGACAAGACGGUCAUGGAAGAGAUCAAUGCCAUGCUUCGAGACCUGUCCGUCGCCGACCCCACAAUCGCCCAGAAAGCGGAGCAGUCGGGGGCGUUCACCCCCGACGAGGUCGCCAAGGCCACGGAAGGGCCACAGAAGGAGGAGCAGGAGGACAAGAAGAAGCCCGCGGCGAAGGCGCGUGCAGACUACGUCAUGUCGCGUGAGGAGGUCUCGCGGAUGAACAGGCUGGUCAAGGAGUGGGAGGACAACCCCGAGGACCUGUCCAAGCCGUACCUCACGCCCUGGGAGCCGCGGCGCUUCAUGGGCGCCUUCGCCUUCAUCCCGCGCUACCUCGAGGUCAACCAGAACAUUUGCGCGGCCGUGUACCUGCGGCACCCGGUGGCUCGGCAGAAGUACGCCGAGGUGCCGACGCCGUUCCCGCCGCACGUCAUGCAGCUGGCCUUCAACUGGUACCUGAGGAGGAGAUAA
Molecule: messenger RNA, 1587 nt
Organism: Diaporthe amygdali
Lineage: Eukaryota; Fungi; Ascomycota; Sordariomycetes; Diaporthales; Diaporthaceae
Product: 30s ribosomal subunit
Exons: 3
Coding region: 1-1587 (528 amino acids)
Biological process (GO): positive regulation of translational fidelity
Cellular component (GO): mitochondrial small ribosomal subunit
Molecular function (GO): structural constituent of ribosome; rRNA binding
Source: RefSeq, a predicted model, not a curated record